CUCGUGAUUCAUGAUACUUGGAAAGAUUAAACAUUUACCCAGUGUUCGAGUGUGCUCAACAGACAUUUCCUGAGGCCCAUGAUCGAGGUCCUGGGGGCAUUUCUCGACAUUAUCUCCAGGUAGAAACUGGGAAGAUGACGGAAAGAAGGAACUGAGCUCGGCUUUCAGGCUCUCAGACAAGCAGGGGGUGGAACGCAGCCGGAUUUCAAAGAGAAGCUUUACACCCCCCCUUCGUGUCUUUGCCUCCUUGGGUGGAGCACCUGCUACGGGUGUUCACUUUCCCUUCGCGCUAUCGUUCCUGCACAGACAACGGGCACUCUGCACCAGAAAGUCACCCGUGUUGAGUCAAAGUUCCCGGCAGCGCCACCCUCUUCGCGCCGCACCCUAGAUCCUAGCCGGCCGCCCCAGCCCUAGGCACUGCAGUUGUCCCAGCCCAGCGGCGGGCAGCUCCGAUAUUUAACUCCACGGGUCGCUGGCCGCAGACUCUCCCCUGAGGCUCUUCGGCACCGCCCCUACCACCACACGGCUCCUCUGAUUGGACGUGGCUGCGCCCGGCCGGCCAAUGGCUUGGCGGCGGCAGGUUCCCGGAAGUGGCGGCGCGGCCCGGGAAGACCUCAGUUUCCGCAGGCUGAGUCGGGGCCGGUUCCGCUGGCUUCGCGGGCGCUAUGAGUUGCUUCCAGGGACAGAUGGCCGAGUACCCAACCAUCUCCAUAGACCGCUUCGACAGGGAGAACCUGAAGGCCCGCGCCUACUUCCUGUCUCACUGCCACAAGGAUCACAUGAAAGGAUUAAGAGCCCCUACCUUGAAAAGAAGGUUGGAGUGCAGAUAUCAAUUGAAAUUGAAACUCCUACCCAGAUAUCGUUAGUCGAUGAAGCAUCAGGCGAGAAGGAAGAGAUUGUUGUGACUCUCUUACCAGCUGGUCAUUGUCCAGGAUCAGUUAUGUUUUUAUUUCAGGGCAAUAACGGAACGGUCUUGUACACGGGAGACUUCCGAUUGGCACAGGGGGAAGCUGCCAGAAUAGAGCUCCUGCAUUCUGGGGGCAGAGUGAAAGACAUCCAAAGUGUAUACCUAGAUACUACUUUCUGCGAUCCGAAAUUUUACCAGAUUCCUAGUCGAGAGGAGUGUCUGAGCGGAAUAUUAGAGCUGGUUCGCAGCUGGAUCACUCGGAGUCCGUACCAUGUCGUGUGGCUGAACUGCAAAGCAGCUUACGGGUAUGAGUAUCUGUUCACCCAUCUGAGCGAGGAAUUUGGAAUCCAGGUUCAUGUGGACAAAUUAGACAUGUUUAGGAACAUGCCCGACAUUCUUCAUCACCUCACAACAGACCGGAAUACUCAGAUCCAUGCCUGUCGCCAUCCGAAGGCAGAAGAAUAUUUUCAUUGGAAUAAAUUACCCUGUGGAAAUAUUUCCAAAAAUACAAUUCCACUCCACACAAUCAGCAUUAAGCCAUCCACUAUGUGGUUUGGAGAAAGGACCAGAAAAACAAAUGUAAUUGUGAGGACUGGAGAGAGUUCAUACAGAGCUUGUUUUUCUUUUCACUCUUCCUACAGUGAGGUUAAAGAUUUCUUGAGCUACAUCUGUCCUGUGAAUGUGUAUCCCAAUGUCAUUCCAAUAGGCACAACUAUGGAUAAAGUUGUAGAAAUCUUAAAGCCUUUAUGCCGAUCUUCCCAAAGUACUGAGCCAAAGUAUAAACCACUUGGAAAAUUGAAGAGAGCUAGAAAAACUCACCUAGACUCAGAGGAGGAAGAUGACCUCUUUGAUGAUCCUGUGCCGUUACCGCUAAGGCACAAGGUUCCAUACCAGCUAACUCUUCACCCUGACGUGUAUCUGAUGACUGCAGCUUCCCCAAGCAAGCCUGAACAAGAGAGACAAAGCACAGGGUACAAAGAGAGUAUGCACCCCUUUCCUUUGGCAAACUUUAUAGAAUGUGAAGAAUCCAACAGCGAAGGUGAAGAAGAAUUACAAACCCCAGCUUCAUCUCAAGAAGACCUGGGUGCUCUCACACAUCACCAGCAAAAGGCUGAUGUAGAAGUACCACAGUGGGAAGUGUUCUUUAAAAGAAAUGAUGAAAUCACAGAUGACAGUUUGGAAAACCUCCCUUCUUCCACAGAGGCAGGGGGCUCUCAGUCGCCAAAGAUUUUUAGUGACUCUGAUGGAGAGUCAACUCACAUCUCUUCCCAGAAUUCUUCUCAGUCAACACACAUAUCCGAACAAGGGAGUCAAGGCUGGGACAGCCAAUCGGACACUGUUUUGUUAUCAUCCCAAGAGAGAAACAGUGGGGAUAUUACCUUCUUGAACAAAGGUAGCUAUAGACCAAGAAUCAAAGAGAAUAUUCCUGCCUCUCAGAUGGAACAAAAUGUACUUUGCCCAAAGGAUACUUAUUCUGACUUGAAAAGCAGAAAUCAAGAUGCAAAUAUGGCUCCUAGUGUUGGAGAAAUAACCACUCGAAGCAGUGGGAAACACAUACCUGAGGAAAAAAGGCUACUAAAUUUUAGCACCAAUGCAGAUUCCCAGAGCUCCUCUGAUUUUGAAAUUCCCUCCACACCAGAAGCUGAGCUACCUAAAGGAGAGCAUUUACAGUAUUUAUAUGAGAAGCUGGCAACAGGGGAGAAUAUAGUCACUGAAAAAAGAAAAAGCUCAUUCUCAGAUACUUAAAAAUGAAAAACCUUGCAUUCUAGAGCAACCAGUAGAAAACCUACACAAAGAGGUAAUGGUCAGAAUCAUAAUGGACACGUCAGAAUGGAAUAUUUAAAAAUGUUCAUGUAACCUAAAACAAGGCAGUAAAGGGCAAAAAGAACAAAAAAUAGAGGUAAAAAGCAGAAAAUAAGGUAGAACUAAAUCCAAACAUCAAUAAUUACAUUAAGUGAAAGUGGUCAACACACACCAGAAAAAACCCAGGGAAAGAAACAGAACGUUUUUAUAUGCUGUCUGUAAGAAACUCAAUUCAAAUGAUGCAGGCAGGUUAAAAGUAAAGCCUGGAAAAAUAUAUCUAAAUACUUCCACUACUUAAAGCUGGAACGACUAUAUUACCAUCAGACAAAUUUCUCACAAAAGGUCCAGUUCACUAAGAAGACACAAUCCUACAUGUGUACGUUGCUGCAACAGCUUCAAAAGAGAGAAAGCAAAACCAAAGGAGAAACACUAAUGCACAGUCGAGCUGGGAAAUCUACCUGUUCCUCUAUCGGUAAUAGAAUUAGCACACAGGAAGUGAGCAAGGCUAUGGAAGAACUCCAUGGCACCAUUAACCAACUGCAACUGACACAGAACAUUCCACCCAACAGAGAAUGUUCUCAAGCGCCAUGGCACAUUCACCCUGAUAGAUGGCUGCAUCCUGGGUCAUAAAAACUCUUUAAAACAAUCAGCCCCUUAUUUAUCUCAAAAGGUCACUUCUGAAUGCUGGUUUGAACACAAAGGUAAAAUGAAAAGGAGAGAAAUUAGGACCCAAAAGAAAAGAAUGAAAUGGCAAAAGUGUGUGUUCUAGUUGUUGGAUUUCCUUAAAGUCUGUCAAUGGAUUAUGUUUUUAUACAGCUAUAUAUGUGGUUUAAUAAAGUUCUAUUAACAAAUAUUCAUCAACA
Herpailurus yagouaroundi (jaguarundi) is the source of this 3573-nucleotide messenger RNA. It is a transcript of the gene DCLRE1C, whose product is annotated as DNA cross-link repair 1C. Gene Ontology annotation, biological process: telomere maintenance; interstrand cross-link repair; double-strand break repair via nonhomologous end joining. Gene Ontology annotation, molecular function: damaged DNA binding; 5'-3' DNA exonuclease activity. The record is from RefSeq and is a predicted model, not a curated record. Bases 563 to 2653 code for a protein of 696 amino acids. The transcript is spliced from 14 exons. NCBI's taxonomy places the organism in Eukaryota, Metazoa, Chordata, Mammalia, Carnivora, Felidae.